Bacidia gigantensis is the source of this 1356-nucleotide messenger RNA. RefSeq lists its product as uncharacterized. The record is from RefSeq and is a predicted model, not a curated record. The transcript has 2 exons. Lineage: Eukaryota; Fungi; Ascomycota; Lecanoromycetes; Lecanorales; Ramalinaceae. The coding region runs from base 1 to 1356 and encodes 451 amino acids.
AUGGAGAAGACAAAAUCUGUAGUCAAGAGCGGAUGGCAAGCUAAGGGCAAAGAUGGCGGGAAAGAAUCAUGGCGGGGUGACUUCAAAGGUAUCAACCAAGUUACAAGCAAAUUCGGCUACGGCAAAUCGUCUUCCUCCAAUACUCCUCAAGAACAUGUCUCCCGUCCCCUUACUUCGCUCAAAGACCCAGCGGCUUUCGGUCCACCACCCAAGAAUGUCAACUAUCACGGCGGAGCUGCAGUCCCUAACAGUAUCACACCAGAUAGAAGGGGUCUCGGUGCCCCGCUGACAGAGGAGGAGCUUUCAGCAAGUCACGAUGAAGAGCAGCAAACACAAAAGCCUCCUCCUCCACCCGUGCCUUACAGAGCUGACAGGACCGGCUUGCGAACACAAGGUCUACCAGCUCCGCCGACACGAGCACAGACAGAUCCCAGCUCACCUCUCGAGACUCCAACUGCAAGAUCCAAGCCUCAUCUACCACCUCGCCUUCCACCUCGCCAAAAUACACGACCCGCCGCACCUUCACCUCCUCCACCACCAUACACCGAAACCCCCACCUCAACUCAGCCCGACUACAUAAACCACAACCUUGCCUCCCGCCUCGGAAAAUCCGGCAUCUCAGUCCCCGGCUUCGGCAUAAACCGCUCAUCCACCUCGCCGGCGCCGUCUCAACAACCGACCGCCCAACCCAAACCGUCUUUCUCACCCGUUUCCGCCCUGAACAAUCGCUGGCCCUCACCCGCCCCCGCCACACCAACUCCUGCACCUGACCCAAUGACACAAGCCGCUACGCAAAACCCAUGGUCCACCACAGCCGAAAAUGCGAGCGGAGGAGGCGGCACGACCUGGCAACAAAAACAGAGCGCCCUCAGCACGGCCUCCAAGUUCCAGAAAGAUCCAAGCAGUAUCAGUCUCACAGAAGCAAAAGCGGCAGCAGGGACGGCGAAUAAUUUUCGUGAACGUCACGGUGCGCAGGUCGCGCAGGGUUGGAACAAAGGGCAGGAACUGAACAGCAAAUAUGACGUGGCUGGCAAGGUCGGGCAGAGCGGGCUCGUGGGGCAGAGGACUGGCAGUGGAGCGACCGGGAGUGCGUCUGGCCCAGGGGGAGCAGCUGGGGAGGCAAAUCCGUGGGCAGAGGAGACAAGCGGUGGAAAGGCUGGUGGGCAAGGGGUGGUUACUGAUGGUGCGGGGGGCGGAGGGAUAGGUGGUCUUGCGAACCAGGCGACAGGUAUGAUAGGGAAGCUGGGGAAGAAACCGCCGCCUCCGCCGCCCGUGGGGAGGAAACCUACCAGUGGGGGCGCUGGUGAUGGGGGAAAGAGCGCACCGCCUGUGCCGCUGGGGAGUAAACCGAGGUGA